Messenger RNA from Diversispora eburnea, 1278 nucleotides. NCBI's taxonomy places the organism in Eukaryota, Fungi, Glomeromycota, Glomeromycetes, Diversisporales, Diversisporaceae. The record is from the annotation of a GenBank genome assembly.
AUGGAAAAUGCGAGCGGAUGUCCAAGAUGGUCAACAACAAUUUAUGGAACUAGUCUUUAUGAGUUAGAUACAACCAGAAGAACACUAAAGUCAAAGGCAACGAGCAGUCUGGCCACAAGAAACAUUAUUGCAAAUACUUAUGGUCAAAAAGCUAGUACAAUAGCAGGCACAAGCAAUUUGAACAAAGAAACAAAAACCAUAGAGACAAAUUCAAAUAACAUGGAGUUAUUGCCAGUGGAAGAAAAUUUAUUAUUAAAUCAAGAUAAUAUAGGCGAAGAAAAUACAGAUAAUAAUAUGAAGGCAAUUAAUAAUACAAAAAAGAUGAUAAAGCAAAAUAUUGCAAACACAGAAACAGAUGAUAAUGAAUCAGUAAACUCAGAAGAUAGUUUCUCAAGUGUACAUGAGGAAUGGAGAAAAAAAAUUAAUUUACAAAAGUAUAAAGUAUGGAUUAAAACAGGAGAAGUUUACAGAAAAAACUUAAAAGACAAAAUUGAUAUGAUAGCAAAUUUAUUAAAUAAAAAUGAGAUUAAUAUUAUUACAAUCAAAACUGAAAAAAAUUUGGAAGAUAAAAAACUAUAUGUUGUAAUAUAUCUGGAAAAAAAGGAAGAUAUGGAAAAGGCAUGUAAACUCAAAAUUGAAGGAACACAAUUAAAUGAUAGAAUUAAGUUCUGGGAAAUAUCAAUUGGUAUACAGGAACAAGAAUUUAAAAGUAUUAUAAAAAUUAAAUUGGGAAAUGUAACCCCAUGCAGUAUGAGUACAAGAGGAUUGUGGUCAUCUGCAAUAAUUGCAGGAGAAUAUGGAGUUAAAAUAGUGAAUACAGUUUUGAAAAUAUGUCACAGAUGUUAUGUGGAAGAUUAUCCUGUGAUUAAUUGUCCUGUGGCAAAAAAACAAAGGGAAAUUAGUGAAAGAAAAGUAAGAGAUUUUGAAAAUCAUGGGCAAUUAUAUAAAAGACAAAGGCCACAACUAUAUAAAUCUAUAAUGGGAGUAAUUAACAUGGUAACAAGUUACUCAGAUGCUUUUAAAAAUAAUAUAAAUAGAAAAGUUAAAAAUAAUAUAAUCAAAAAGAAUGAUACAACAAAUGAAAAUAUUAUGAACAUGUUAUUAGAAAUCUGGCAAGAUAUAAAAGAGAUCAAGAAACAGGUGAAAGAUAUAGAUGAAAGAUUGGAAUUAGUGGAAACUUAUUGUGCUUAUGAAAUAUUAAAUAAUGAAGAAGUGGAAAUCAGUGAUGAUGAAAAUGAAGAAAUGAAUGAAAAAGAAAUCAAAGGCACAAACAACUAA